Dovyalis caffra is the source of this 2595-nucleotide messenger RNA. Lineage: Eukaryota; Viridiplantae; Streptophyta; Magnoliopsida; Malpighiales; Salicaceae. The record is from the annotation of a GenBank genome assembly.
AUGGCAUUUUUAUGCUUGGUGUGUCUUUUUCUUGUUGGGUUUUUAUCAAAGUCUUUGUUAGUCUCAGCUCAGUUGGAUGAUCAAGCUAUACUGUUAGCCAUUAACAGAGAGCUCGGAGUCCCUGGGUGGGGUGCCAACUACACAAAUUACUGCAAUUGGGCUGGCAUUAGCUGUGGCUUGAAUCAUUCAAUGGUUGAAGGGCUUGAUCUUUCAAGGCUUGGCCUUAGAGGUAAUGCGACUCUAAUCUCUGAGCUCAAAGCAUUGAAGCAGCUUGAUCUUUCUAGCAAUAGUUUUCACGGUGAAAUUCCUUCAGCUUUUGGGAAUUUGUCUCGGCUUGAAUUUCUUGAUUUGUCUUUGAAUAAGUUUGAAGGUCUGAUUCCUAUGGAGUUGGGUAGUCUUAGAAACCUCAAGUCAUUGAACCUUUCUAAUAACAUGCUUGUAGGACCGAUACCUGAUGAGUUUCAGGGUCUAGAAAAGUUGGAGGAUUUUCAAAUUUCUAGUAAUAAGCUGAAUGGUUCUAUACCAUCUUGGGUGGGUAAUUUGACAAACUUGAGGGUUUUUACUGCCUAUGAGAAUGAAUUAGGUGGUGAAAUUCCUGAUAAUCUAGGUUCAGUUUCUGAGUUGAAGCUGUUGAACCUUCAUUCCAACAUGCUUGAAGGGCCAAUACCUAAGAGCAUUUUUGCUAUGGGGAAGUUGGAAGUCUUGAUUCUUACGUUGAAUCGGUUGAAUGGUGAACUUCCUGAAUCAAUUGGCAACUGCAGAGGCCUUUCUAACAUCCGAAUUGGGAACAAUGAUCUUGUAGGAGUCAUCCCUAAGGCAAUUGGGAAUGUUAGCGGCCUCACAUAUUUCGAAGUGGCCAAUAACCAUUUAUCUGGUGAGAUUGUGUCUGAGUUUGCUCGGUGUUCUAAUCUUACCCUCUUAAAUUUGGCUUCAAAUGGAUUUACUGGAGCUAUUCCUCCUGGGCUUGGACAGCUUUUGAAUCUGCAGGAAUUGAUUCUUUCUGGUAAUAGUCUGUUUGGAGAUAUCCCGACAUCAAUUCUUGGUUGCAAGAGUCUUAACAAGCUUGAUCUUAGCAAUAAUAGAUUUAAUGGGACUGUUCCUAAUGAUAUUUGCAACAUGUCAAGAUUGCAGUACUUGCUUCUGGGUCAGAAUUCAAUCAAAGGUGAGAUACCUCACGAGAUUGGAAAUUGCUCGAAACUUCUUGAAUUGCAAAUGGGUAGCAACUACUUGACUGGAAGUAUCCCUCCGGAGAUUGGUCACAUCAGGAAUUUACAGAUAGCCUUGAAUUUGAGCUUCAAUCAUCUCCAUGGACCACUGCCCCCUGACUUAGGGAAACUGGACAAGCUGGUUGCAUUGGAUGUCUCCAACAAUCAACUUUCCGGCACUAUCCCGCCCUCAUUCAAGGGAAUGUUAAAGUCCAAAUACAAGCUUUUUUCGAACAAAGGACUCUGUGGAGAGCCGUUGAGCUUGUCAUGUGGAAAUUCUUAUCCUUCUGGUCGGGAAAAUUACCAUCAUAAGGUCUCUUACAGGAUUAUACUAGCUGUUAUUGGCUCUGGUUUGGCGGUGUUUGCCUCGGUAACUAUAGUUGUUCUGCUGUUUAUGAUGAGGGAGAGACAGGAAAAGGCAGCCAAGACUGCAGGAAUUGCUGAUGACAAAACCAAUGACCAACCAGCAAUAAUAGCUGGCAAUGUCUUUGCUGAAAAUUUCAAGCAAGCAAUAGAUCUUGAUGCUGUUGUUAAAGCAACUUUGAAAGAUUCAAAUAAGCUCAGCAGCGGAACUUUCAGCUCAGUAUACAAGGCAGUUAUGCCUUCUGGGAUGGUAUUGAUGGUGAGGAGACUAAAAUCCAUGGACAGAACCAUAAUUCAUCACCAGAACAAGAUGAUAAGGGAGCUCGAAAGACUCAGCAAGCUCUGUCAUGAUAAUCUGGUGCGACCUGUUGGAUUUGUAAUUUAUGAAGACGUUGUUCUUUUGCUGCAUCAUUAUUUACCCAAUGGGACAUUAGCUCAACUUCUUCAUGAAUCAAGCAAGAAGGCUGAGUAUGAACCUGAUUGGCCCACGAGGUUAUCGAUUGCCAUAGGGGUGGCAGAAGGAUUGGCUUUUCUUCAUCAUGUGGCCAUAAUCCACCUUGAUAUUUCUUCUUGUAAUGUUCUUUUAGAUCCUGACUUCCGGCCCUUGGUUGGGGAGGUGGAGAUAUCGAAGCUCUUGGAUCCAUCUAGAGGCACCGCAAGCAUCAGUGCAGUUGCAGGGUCAUUUGGUUAUAUUCCCCCAGAGUAUGCAUACACCAUGCAAGUUACAGCUCCAGGAAAUGUUUAUAGCUAUGGGGUAGUACUGCUUGAAAUCCUAACAACUCGGAUACCAGUUGACGAGGACUUCGGUGAUGGGGUAGAUUUGGUGAAGUGGGUUCAUGGUGCUCCAGCUAGGGGAGAGACUCCUGAGCAGAUACUUGAUGCAAGACUUAGCACCGUUUCCUUUGGUUGGAGGAGAGAGAUGCUGGCAGCUCUGAAGGUAGCAUUACUCUGCACCGACAGCACACCAGCCAAGCGGCCAAAAAUGAAGAAGGUAGUCGAAAUGCUUCAAGAAAUAAAGCAAAGCUGA